GAUGAUUUUGUGCAACUUCUGACUCUUUCUUGUGGUUUGACUCUUGAUUGUGCACUGUGAUACAAUUUUUGGUGAGAAACUUCGAAUGUAUAAUAAUAGGAGUAAUUGAGAGAUUAAAUAAUGACAUAUCUGCUCCAUGCAGCUAUCAUGUGUGUGAAUUUUUGUUGAAGUUGUUUUGAUUGAUCUUUUAUACAUCUUUCUCAUUUCAUUGUAUUUUCAUUUUACUCGUGCCUGGCCACCGCAAAGCCAGAGGCAAACCCGGGAUUCUAAGGGCCCACAGUUAUUGUCGUUCAUGCAUAGGUUGAUUGUUGAGUUUUCUUGGCUUAUUUGUUGUAUUAUUAGGUACAACUAGUAGGUUUCUUACUUUACUUUACGAAUAGAUUGCCCAACAUGUCCCUUUAUAUUUCCGCUAACCAUGGAAAUCAUGUCGUUGUGCCUCUUGCCAAUUCGUAUCAUGCCAAGUUGUGCCGUGCCAUACCAUACUUGGUCACCCAGAAAUGAGGUAUGAUCAUGGAAAUUGUGUUGUCUUCGGUCGGUCAUCUGUGCAUAUUGUUUAUUUUCAUUUCUGAUUGAUUAGAUAGUACCCUCAAAAGGAGUAUCCUUGUAACUUUUCCUCGUCAUAUUCCAAAAAUAAACAAUGAAUAUUGAUGGAAGACUUGGUCUGACUUUUGGGUUGAUCAACUACUGAUAAGUUACUUGUUAUAUUAUUAUUAAUUUUGUGGUGAUAUUUUAAUAUGUGGCUUAUUAUAAAAGGGUGACUUAGUAAAUGACCAAUGAAAUAUAGAUACGUACUGGUUAUGUUUUGGGUUGAAUUAUUGUAUUAGUAAUAUAAAUUAAUAUUAUUUUAAUGGUAUUCAAGUUUCCAAGGAAGAUACUCCCAAUAUCCAGUAGCAUUUGGUACAAGGACAAAAUUUGAUGAAACCAAAAAAAUGGACAAAAACAGGCAAAAAAGUGUGAUUUAUAGAGAAGUAGGAGAAAUGAACAGAUGAGCUGAAAAAAUAAUUUAAAUUUGUGGAUGAGAAUUAAAGAAAUAGUGUACGUCUGACCAAAAUAGAAAUGUCAACGGACCAAAAUGGAAAAUGUAGCAAAACCCGUAGUACGCAGUGGGUAUAAGACUACAUCAUUUGUUCUUCAUGUCAUGAAGCAAGUAAUCAUAAAAUAAUGAACUCAUUGUAGAAGUAAAUAUGGAUACAUUAUAAUAAUCCCAGUUUGUGAUUUUGUAAGUGAUUAAUUUUAUUUAUUAAUACCCUAAAUUGUGUUACUUUGACAGCCUGAUUCACUUUGGAUUCUUUUUAGCUCAGUUUUCUUUAAGUUGUUUUCUUUUCUAACUCCGAAAUCUUUUGUUGAAUCAUGUCUGAAUUGUUUUAUUUGAGUCCAAAUUACACUAACCAAAGCAUUGUGGAAGUCAUGGAGAACAAGAUUUAUGUUGCUGUAGGGAAAGAUGUUGAAGAUAGAGUAUCAGUCUUAAACUGGGCUUUAAACAUUUCAAGAGGGGAAACCAUUUGUGUGAUUCAUGUUCAUGUACCCAUCUUCAAUAAUUCAUCAUGCAAGAGAAAUGGAGGUCAAAGCAUUUCUUGAAUGGGAAAGAAAAGAGGUGGUCAAAAUGCUAGAUGAUUGUCUUGAAAUGUGCUCUUUGAAACAGGUACCGUCAGAAAAAAUAUUGAUCGAAAAGGAGUCUGUGACUGCUGGAAUUUCGGAACUCGUAUCUCGAUUGAGCAUACAGACAUUGGUCAUGGGUGCAGGAGCUAACAGCAGAUUUUUGAGGAGUAUAGCACCACCUGACUCAGAUACAGCCAAUUAUGUGCUCAAUUGUGCUCCUGAUUUCUGCCAUGUCUAGUUUGUAUGCAACAAUCAUCUAAUCUAUACAAGGGAACAUAUAAAGCUACUAAAUCAACGUAUGGA
Molecule: messenger RNA, 1902 nt
Organism: Amaranthus tricolor (Joseph's coat)
Lineage: Eukaryota; Viridiplantae; Streptophyta; Magnoliopsida; Caryophyllales; Amaranthaceae
Product: U-box domain-containing protein 33-like
Exons: 5
Coding region: 1514-1837 (107 amino acids)
Source: RefSeq, a predicted model, not a curated record